AAAUAUUGAUUUCUCUUACACGUAUCAAGUGGGUCAGAAAUAAUCGAAACUCUCAAGGAUGUUUGAUUGUUUACGUCUAACGUCUGACAAGUUGCAGUCUCUAAGUUUGAAGCACUCGGAGGUUUUCUAGAGCUGCAGCGGGAUGUCACCUUACAUGGCUGGACUGUUCAUACUCUUCUCUCGCCUCUCUGAAGGUUUCGAGUUGAAUGGCCUCACGGCGUCAGCGUCAACGGAAUAUUCGGCGACGUUUCUGGCUGAGAAUGCUGUGGAUGGAAAUGUCACCACAGGAUGGAUGUCUUCAAAAACAGCGUCUUAUUCUUACAUUCUGGUCGAUCUCCAUGGUUACUAUGUGGUCAACACCAUCACCAUCUUUGCUGGACCAACGUUUGACGAAUCGCGACGUUCAGACAAUGCUGCGGUGAAACUGCUCUUCUCCUCUGAUCCGAGCUCACCCUACACGUGCAGCUGUGGUACCUCUCCCAGCAGCGUGCCGAUGGGAAGUUCCUUCGUUAUAACAUGCACUUCCGGGUGUUCAGCCCGACAUCUGAUUGUUUCAAAGUCAGCCAGUUUGUCGUUUGCUGAAAUAUCUGUAAACGCAUCACACAUAGCAACUAACUACGUCCAAACACAGGGGCAAGUAGUGUCGACUCCAUAUGUAACAACAACGACGUCAACUGCUUCGGAAUGUUCCGUGGUAUGCUUUAACACACCUGGAUGCAGAGCAUUCUCUUUCAAAGGCAGCAUCGGCGACUGUCAAGUGACCAAAGUCACCGGAGUGAAUGUUGCUUCUGAUUGGGUCACAUAUACUCCAUCUCCCGACGAUGUCCUCUUGCAUUCUCAGUGUUCGAUGCCUUUCCAUGAUUGCUGUUGAUCACUAAUACACAUGCUGUAUAUUCAAGACUUAACACUGACAUUGUGACAUUCUGACGUCGUUGAGCAUCAACAUGUAUAGACUCUGGGAACGAACCAGGGAUAAUUCAGGCUUGUUUUAUAAAAUAUUUUGUUAUAUCAUUACAAUCAAAUCUAUUGUGAGCACUUCAUCUCGACUCAAGACCUAGUUGUUUCGUAAGUUAAUAUUGGUUUACGACACAUUCAGCAACCGUUCAGGCACAUAAUGACUACUGUAAAUAAUUGACCUUGAGCUCCCCAAACACCUGCAUGACUGAAUGAGCAUUCGGGGCCUGACAUCACAUGAGACUGAUCCCCCAUGAAAGCCUCUAUGUCAUGCAUGGCUCAUUCUACCUGGAUUCACCUCAUGGCUUAGGAACAUGAUCAUACUGCGAAUAUAUACACACAUGGAAAAAGGUAUAGCAACAACCCGCGUUUUUAUGGUAUCAAUAUGUUACCAUUAACCAUAGCAAAGGAACUUAUCCGAAUUUUAUUUAACUUACUAUCUAAAUAAAUUGACCCCACGGAAUAAAUAAAUAGCAAAUCUAAACUCACAAUUUACAAAAAAUUGUAGUUUAUUCAGAGAUGCAAAUAUGACCAAUAUUGACUCAUUUUGUAGUUCUGAUAACUAUGAUGGUACGACGUUAAUACGUGGGUCAUCUUCUAGAUACUGGCAUACUAUCCUCAAUAAAUCACAAAAGUAUCAAUAACUGAGCAAACUGUCAAUAUCUGGUGUAACCUCCGCCAUCUACAAUUAUAUAUCUUUCAUAACAUUCCAUUUCCUACCCACUGAAUGUUUCAGCGACCCAUAAUGUCCCAGACAUGCUGUAUGGGAGUGAGGUCUGGCUUCCUCGUGGACCAAGGUAGAGUUGCUACCGCUUCUUGACCUAAAACAUCCACAAACGACAUAUGCACGAUGUGACCUAGCAUUGACAUCCUACUGGCAAACAAGGAUAAUUUGGACCGGCGCAGAGAACGCGUUUACGAGAA
This is a messenger RNA of Haliotis rubra (blacklip abalone), 1878 nucleotides long. RefSeq lists its product as uncharacterized. Bases 143 to 871 code for a protein of 242 amino acids. The transcript is spliced from 4 exons. Lineage: Eukaryota; Metazoa; Mollusca; Gastropoda; Lepetellida; Haliotidae. The record is from RefSeq and is a predicted model, not a curated record.